GUAGUCGCGGUGCUGUUGCUCUCCCAGCCCGGCCACAGCCGCCGCCUCACCACCUCCCUCCCCCCCCACUCCACCCCCUGCUACACUCAGUGGUCUCCAUCUCCUCAGCCACCCUUUAUUUUCAUCCCAAGUAUUUUUUGCAGACUUUCUUUCUUUAACUUUUUUGUUGUUGCAGUUUCUUUAUUUCACCUCCGUUUGAAGUGCAGCGACUUGUUCAAUCUUCUGAAAUACUUUUUUCCCCUCUCACAAUAAUGGAAAUACAGCAACUUGUCGAGAGAUUUAGUGAUGGUUCGGAUGAGUUACAUUUCACUGACUCGACGUCUACUGAACUACCCCACAUGCCGCUGGGCAGCGGUACUCCCACGGAUGAAGAGCCAGGUCCACUCAGCUCUGGCGAUGAGCCCAGAGGAGGAAACUUACUCCACGACCAGGCCAACGCAGCCCCGUCGGCGGCUGCUGAGGAGAGUGUUUCUGAACAGCAAUCGGCCUUGACUGAGACACCCGAUGUUUUGCAAAUCGAGGAUAACACUCAACCUAUGCCUCACCUUGUCACAUUCAACGUGACUGUAACGCUGGCUGUGCCCGCUGCAAAAGAGAGCGAAACAAAGAAAGAUAGUAAGUCUAGAGCACUGCAGAUGUUGGAUGCGUUAAAAGCUCUCGGCUAUUUCCAUAUGGAAACAGCACUCCUCCCAAAUGCUGACCCAGCAAAAUUUGACCUAGUGACUUUUGAAAAAGCUGCUAAGCUAUAUACGACAAAUGAUUCCCAGGUUUUAAAACCCUGGAAUGAUGGUGAACAGAGGUGGUUUGUCUUCAAUUAUAACAUGGAGCUGCCUGUCACAAAAGAGAUGCUAUUAACACUUGUCCCCCAUAUAAUGACACUUCGGAUAUGGGAGGGUAAAGAAAAAGUGAGCCCAAAGGCCAAGUUUGAUCGCCCUAAGAAUUUACAUAAUCAAUUGGAGAAAGAAGGAGCAACCCAGAGUGGUAUAAAACAGUUGGUUAAGGAGCAAUUGACCUUGUUAGGAAACAGUCCCCUCUUGAUAACCCAUAAAGAAAAAGAUGAUUACCUGUUGGAACCCACAAUCAUUUCUGUACAAGAAUCACUUUCCACAUUGGCCAUUCCAGGAGUUGAAAUAAAUCUUGAAGAUGAACAGCAACGGAGGAAAAUCUGUGCAGAUCUAAAGGCAAAUAAAUCAAUCAAGUUGACACGUGGAAAAACGCAAUCAUCAAAUCGGAUGAUUACAAAGGGAAUCAAAACAAUCAAAGAAGGUACGUAAAUAUAAAUGUUGUACCUUCAGCUAAAGACAAAGAAAGUUUUUGGGAGUUAUUUUUCAUCUCCUAGCAGGA
Messenger RNA from Amblyraja radiata (thorny skate), 1344 nucleotides. RefSeq lists its product as uncharacterized. The transcript has 7 exons. NCBI's taxonomy places the organism in Eukaryota, Metazoa, Chordata, Chondrichthyes, Rajiformes, Rajidae. The coding region runs from base 252 to 1274 and encodes 340 amino acids. The record is from RefSeq and is a predicted model, not a curated record.